UGACAGGUUGCCCACCCCAACCACCGCCCUGCUUCACGGUUGACAGACCGAGGAGUGGAAGCGGUCGGAGGCUUUUACGCCUGUGGCGUGCCGGAAAGUAUGUUUUAUACAUGUAUAAAAGUGGCUACUUUCCAUGAUAAAUGAAAAUGGCCAAUUCUUUAAGAGGAGAAGUACUGAAUCUUUAUAAAAAUCUGCUGUAUCUUGGACGAGACUAUCCAAAAGGAGCAGAUUAUUUUAAAAGACGUCUGAAGAGUGUUUUCCUUAAAAACAAAGAUGUGAAGGACCCAGAGAAGAUCAAAGAACUUAUUGGACGGGGAGAAUUUGUAAUGAAAGAGCUAGAAGCCUUAUACUUCCUUAGGAAAUACAGAGCUAUGAAACAACGCUAUUAUUCAGAUAACAACAAAACUAACUGAUCGUUAUUACCAUAUAAUUUGAAAAUCAGCACCAGCUGUUUAUGUCUACCAAAUAUUAUAAAAAUAAUUCUAACUUAAAAGGGCAAGAUAUAUAUGUCAUGUAAAAAAUACCUGAGCUGCCUUCUAUAAGCUUCAGAUUCUCUUCAGAGAGCUUUAUCAGCAACCCUUUAUGCUCAAUUUUUAUACUAAAAUUGCAAUUUAGCUACAAAAUAUUGCCAACUAACACCUAUAAAUUAAUGAGCACCCAAUUUUGAAUGAAAAUAUAAUAUACUUAAAAUAGAUUUUUUAACUUAUAGGUUUUCGCCAAUUAUUCUUAGCCCAUUUCUCCAUUUUAUUGAGAAGAGAAUGCCAUUUAAUGGACAUUUAACUAAGCAAAAUAAUUUUUUGCACAUUUAUUACCCUUAACUUUGGAAGGAGUACCUUAUUUUUGACCCCAUUUGGUACAUUAGCAGCAUGUUUUCAAAGUUCACUACAAAACAAAUAGCACCUGGUAAUGAUUUAAGUACAGUUAUAGAAAUAAUAUGUAUAGAGUAAGAUUACAUCUGGAAAUAGCCUGCCAAUGACUGGCAUUACAUACAUACCUAUUUAAUUAUUUACAUUAUUAAUUUUGCUGCUGGCUUCCUUUGGGUCUUAAAACAGAUCACCUGCUGUGUAUCAAUUACCUUCUUUGAUAAAAAGUAAUAAAUAAUGUUAAUCUA
This is a messenger RNA of Diceros bicornis minor, 1111 nucleotides long. It is a transcript of the gene ETFRF1, whose product is annotated as electron transfer flavoprotein regulatory factor 1. Gene Ontology annotation, biological process: respiratory electron transport chain. The transcript has 3 exons. The record is from RefSeq and is a predicted model, not a curated record. Bases 141 to 413 code for a protein of 90 amino acids. NCBI's taxonomy places the organism in Eukaryota, Metazoa, Chordata, Mammalia, Perissodactyla, Rhinocerotidae. Gene Ontology annotation, cellular component: mitochondrion.